Molecule: messenger RNA, 802 nt
Organism: Leptonychotes weddellii (Weddell seal)
Lineage: Eukaryota; Metazoa; Chordata; Mammalia; Carnivora; Phocidae
Source: RefSeq, a predicted model, not a curated record
AUGAAUUACUCUAGAGUAAAUUGCCUUUAGAAUAGAAUAGAAUUUAUUUAUAUCUGUGAAACUUCUACUUAGAUUUUUUUUAAGAUUUUAUUUUUAAGUAAUCUCUUCACCCAAAGUGGGGCCCAAAGUGGGACCCAAACUCAGAACCCCGAGAUCAAGAGCCAUAUACUCCACUGACUGAGCUAGCUAGGCGCCCCCUACUUAGAUUUAUAACAAAAAAAAUUUUAUGUUGUUUGCUGCUAACUUGUUAUAAUGCUAAUGACUCAGAGCUAUUUACAGAUUUUUUUUUAUAUUCCUGAUUUCCUUUUCUUAAUUUUCAGAACAUGAACCUUCGAAUGUUCCUCAAAUGUUGGCUUCUGAUGUAUGUCUAAAUCUCAAACUUCCCACUGAAAUAUCAGAGAAACCUUUGUCACCUUCACCGUCUGAUCUGGUUGGACACACUUACAUAAAUGUGAUUGACAUUAAAGCUGAUGAUCUACCGGAAUUGCCUGUCAAAGAAGAGCCUUCAAAUGAUACUAUUAUCAAACAGCCAAGUGAUCAUCUGGAGGCCCCAUCUUCUGCAGAGUUACAUUAUAUGGCAGCUUCAGUUACAAAUGCUGUUCCCCUGCACAGUUUUAAGAGUGAAGAGUCUGCCAAUUCCACUAUGGAUUUAUUUUUUAAACCUGCGGAAGUGUCUCCAUCCUGUCUGGCUGGAAGAAGCUGGAGAGCAGGCAGUACAGAGGUGAAGGAGCCUGGAAUCACCCCACCUAUACCAUCAGAAAUACAGCAGGACAAAGGUGAAUGCCCUAAAUGUAUAACAUGA